Molecule: messenger RNA, 576 nt
Organism: Entamoeba dispar SAW760
Lineage: Eukaryota; Evosea; Mastigamoebida; Endamoebidae
Exons: 1
Coding region: 1-576 (191 amino acids)
Source: RefSeq, a predicted model, not a curated record
AUGGAAAAUAAGUCUGAAAUAGAAUUAAAUCAAAAUCAAUGUAAAAGUAAUAUUCUAUCAUUGGAGGGUUUAUUAAAAAAAACAGUUGAUACAAUGGUAGUUUUAUUAAAUUCAAUUGAUGAAGAAAAAACAAAAUAUGAAAAGUGUUUUGGUCCUUUAGAAGAACACAUGAUAAUUAAUCCACCUCAACGAAUUAUUGAAUGGGUUCAUUCAAUUCAACACACAAUACCUUCAUUAGAAGAUGAGUUAUCACCAACAAAAAGAAAUAGAAUUGAAGGAACAAUGAAAAUGGAUGUUGGAGGAGUUACUAUUAAUUUUUCAAAUCAAAGAGAAAAGCAUAACACUUCACCACCUAAAGUAACUGAUGAUUCCUUAUUGUUUUUUAUGAAUAAUCAGUUCAAAACAAAGUCAGUUGGAGUAACAGUAAAUAUUUCAAACUCAGAUUUAAUGGAUUUUCCCUUAUUUUCUUCUCAACAACUUAAGAAAAAACAAAAGAGACAUUAUCCAAAAUUUCAAAUAGAGGAGGAUAAAACAAUUAACAAAAAAACUUCAAAAAGAAGAAAGUGUGAAGAUUGA